Poeciliopsis prolifica (blackstripe livebearer) is the source of this 3771-nucleotide messenger RNA. It is a transcript of the gene lrit2, whose product is annotated as leucine-rich repeat, immunoglobulin-like and transmembrane domains 2. Lineage: Eukaryota; Metazoa; Chordata; Actinopteri; Cyprinodontiformes; Poeciliidae. Gene Ontology annotation, molecular function: protein binding. Bases 268 to 1989 code for a protein of 573 amino acids. The record is from RefSeq and is a predicted model, not a curated record. The transcript has 3 exons.
AUAAGAUAACAACCAAUAUUUCCCAAUAUUUUAAUGUGACAAAAUGUGGGAAAGUUCCAAUGUAGCAAAUUUCUAUAUAAUCCCUUGCAGUUGUACUUUCCCUGACCUACAAGACAGGUAUGCUAAGCUGAUGCCAAAGCUGAUACCCAAGAAUUAGAACUUCCUUCUUCCUAAACAUGUCAGGGAUUAAGUUUAAUAGGCUUCUGUUGUCUGCUGCCAUGGGCAUCUCUUUACCACGCAUACAAACCUCAGACCUGGUCACGGACUAUGGACACGAUGAUUUACCUUCUGGUUGUAAUAUUAAUAAAAGCUGAACCAUGUAGAAGUUAUGCUCGAUGUUUGAGUGGGUGCAGCUGUUUUGAUGACCGCCAUGGAAGGUCACUCAUAUGUAUGGAAGAAAGCGCCUUCGGGGCCAUUCCCGACAACCUUCCAGGCGAUUUGACCAAAAUACGGAUAGAAAAAUCCCACUUCACUGAAAUCCCCAGGGGAGCUUUUUUCAAAACACCCGCGGUGGAAAACCUGUGGCUGAACUUUAACGACAUCACAGUGAUAAACUCAAAAGGUCUGGAGGGUUUGGGGAACCUAACCGAGCUCCGUCUGCAGGGGAAUAAGCUGCGAUCAGUACCAUGGACAGCGUUCGAGGACACGCCGAACCUCAAGAUCCUGGACCUGAAGCACAACCAGCUGGACGUCCUCCCGGAGCACGCCCUCAAGUUUCUGCCAGGGCUCACAUAUUUAGAUUUGUCCUUCAACCAGCUCACGGUCAUAUCAAAAGAAGUCUUCCAGAACUGGCCUCUUUAUCAGAAAAUGCAAAAUGCAGAGGAGCGGGAUGCCGCGGCGUCCAGGACGAACGUUGUCCUGGCGCUGCACGACAACGCCUGGCUUUGCGACUGCCGCCUGAAGGGCCUCGUGGAGUUUAUCACGUCCUUGAGUCCUCCGAUCAUACUGAUGAACUCCUACCUGACAUGCUCAGGGCCGGACUUUAGGGCGGGCAAGUUCUUCCACGAGAUCGAGCUGCAGGCAUGCACAAAACCAGUGGUCAGCACGCCGAAGGCGAACAUGAGCCUGCCUCUGGGAUCCAACCUCACCCUGCACUGCUACGCCAAGGCGAGGCCGGACCCUGCUGUGUGGUGGACAUAUGGUCUGAAGAUAAUCAGAGGAUUUCAUGAGUCCCAAGAGAGAGUUUCCGAUGACACCAUCAGAUCCCACCUGGUGAUUCCUUCCCUUAGUGCAGCAGACCAUGGGGUCUACACCUGCACUGCUGUAAACUUCAUUGGGAACUCCUCGGCAAGCGUCCUCCUAGAUGUCAUCUCUGCUGACAGUGCCUUGUCAUCUCACGUCGCAGGCUUUCCAGCUGCAACGGGCAUUGCUGAUCAAAAUGUCUUCAUUGACAUUCGCAUCGCCAAGCAGACAGUGCGUGGCAUCUCUAUUGAGUGGUUCGCUGCCCUUGAACGGCCCUCCGAGACAUGGUUUACCAUUCACUUUGGUCAAGCUGGUGAUGAUAAGAAAGAAAUGACCUACAUUGGGCCUGGAAUUCACUCCUACUCCAUCUCAGAUCUGAUGCCUGCCACCAAAUAUGAAAUCUGUGUGACUCUAAAGAACCAGAUGCCUCGGCCAGGCCAGUGCAUUGUAUUUGUGACAGGAACUGACAUCACAGAGAUGGAGCAGAGGGAGAAGCUAAUCCAUAUAGUCGUGAUAGUUUUAGCUAUGGUGCUCGCCGUGCCGAUAGGCAUGUACGUCUGCACCAGUGACACUCGAAUUCCCUGCUAUGAGGCCAUCAUAGAGUCGUGGAAGAGAAGACAGAGAGAAAGCAACUCAUCUGGGAUGGAACGGGAAAGACAGGGCACUUUUGACAGCUUGCAGGCCGCCAGUGAUGAGGAGCUGGUCAAUAAAGAUUUCAAUGAAGACAGAAAGGUGAGGAGGAGGUCUGAAGACAGAUUCCGUAAGGGCAAAGCCGAUCAGAGCAGACUUACCGCUGAACUAUACUGAAUUAAUAGCACAUUAAACAUGUCAACUUGUAAUCAAAAUCCCAAUUUGAAUAAAUAUUAUUUUAGAUGUAUAAUUUAAAUGUUUGUGAAGUUAUAAUUUUUGCAAAAACAUUACAAAAAUUGAUGAGAUUUUCAGAAACAACAGAUGUAAAAACAAGAGCAAAGUCAAAUAAAUUAUAUGAAAUCAUUAUUUUAUUUAGGAAAUUGAUUAAGUAUUCAGUUGACAUCUUUUAUGGGCAGCUGCAGUAUUUCACAAUUCAAUUAUGUAAUCCUGAAAUUGUUGAGGUCAAGUUAUUGUGAUCAUGGGUAAACUGUAAUUUUCAUUAGUCCGAAUACAGCUCUGGAAAAAAUGAAGAGCCCACUGCACUGAACCACACUGCAAACCUCCUGGUUCUUCCACCAAAUAUUGAUGUCUGAAUUCUUCCUGAGUUAAAAUAUUAGUAUUUUUAUUUUUAAAAGAACAUGAACUUGGUUUUUUGCAUUAUUUUAGGUCUGAAAGCACUGCAUCUUUUUCUGCUAUUUUGACCAUGUCUCAUAUUCUGCAAAUAAAUACAACAUUGUUGUUUGAAAUUUCAGAGACAUGUUGUCUGUAGUUCAUGGAAUAAAGAACAAUCCUUGUUUUAUUCAAACAUAUAUCUAUAAAAAGUAAAAUCUAAGAAACUAUUUAUUUCAAGUGAGCUCUUAAUUUUUUCCAGAACCUUUCAGAACUUUCUCUUUAUUGUUUACCUGUUGGUGGUCAUAAUGUUAUGGCUUUUUCAGAAACUCAAUAAAAUAAGAUCUUCACAGAAGCUCCAGUUGAUAUGAAGAAUAAAUAGGAUUUUAUUUAUCCUACUUAAAAUAUAAAUAAAGUCCUUCAGUUGUUCAAUAGGCCAUCUAUUCACUUUUAUUUCUCCCUUUAUUUAGUUUGUAAAGCUACAACAUUCUUCACAACACUAAUAAUAAUAAUAAUAAUAAUAAUAAUAAUAAUAAUAAUAAUAAUAAUAAUAAUAAUAAUAAUAAUAAUAAUAAUAAUAAUAAUAAUAAAGUAAUAUCUAUUACCUUGGAUAAUGUUUUAAUCUGAAUUGUUCUCUUAGGGUUUCUCCACUUACUUACGAUUUUAAAUUGCGUCUUUAAUUCAGGCUAGUAAUGUGGAAACAAACAAGCAAAUAAUAAAACUGUGUCCACAUGUUUUCAAAUAUGGAUUUGUAGAACAUGACACAGUUUCAUGGUUUGGUUUUAAUUCUCUCUUUCUCCAUUCUAGGCCAAGGAGGUUGUGGGAAAGCUGUGAAAGAUGACUAUUGGGUCACCAGAGUAUUUCAAGGAUUUGCAACAGUAUAGGAAAUUUAUACAUGCAUAUAUUCAACCGUGUGCAUGUUUCUCUCAUCAUCAUUUAUUUGCUGAUUGAAGUUGAAUUAUGAAGUUGCUACUUUGACAGUGAUUGAAAUGGAUGGGAAUAAAUUUCUACUGUAGCGUUCUGUUAGCUGGUUUUAGUGUUUAGACAUAAAAACAGAAGGUAGCCAGCUUCAUAAAAAUGCUUUUUAAAUGAAUGUCUUGACUAGGGUGUGUUCUGUUCAGAUAGUGUAAUAUUUCUCUAGAUAAUUGUCUCAUAGAAUGUCUACAUAAAACAUCUAGCUGUGGUUUUAUUGAAACAUUUUAUAUUUGUCUUCCUUUUGCCAAAACCUUCCUUCCUUUUGCAAUAAACGAAUAAUUGUUUUUAAGCAAAAUUCAGUUUGAUUUAUCACUCAUGACUUGUACAAAAUGUAUGUAAAAUGUCCUUUUCCUGAGUAAAAACUACUGUCAAGCA